Molecule: messenger RNA, 6733 nt
Organism: Hyla sarda
Lineage: Eukaryota; Metazoa; Chordata; Amphibia; Anura; Hylidae
Gene: COL11A2
Product: collagen type XI alpha 2 chain
Exons: 67
Coding region: 122-5737 (1871 amino acids)
Molecular function (GO): extracellular matrix structural constituent
Source: RefSeq, a predicted model, not a curated record
AGCAGUAGCUGCAGCUGGUCCUCUGCUCUCCUGUCCUGUCCUGUCCUGCUCCCUUGCACCUCGCUCCUGCUGAUCCUGCGGCCCUCCUCCUCUUCCCCUCCCUUCCCUGUACCUGGGCACCAUGCCCCGGCCUCAGCCCAGGAGAUGCAGGGUCCCCGGGGUGCCCCCUCUCUGCAGCCUGGCGCUGCUUCUCUUCUGGCAGCUGGUGAGGACCCAGGCAGCAGCUGACCCCGUGGAUGUACUGAAGGGCCUCCAAUUCCAUACACAACCUGAGGGCGUAAAGAGGAUACCUGGCUUCUGCCCAGCCCGACGUUCAAGCACUGGUGGAGAUGUGGCCUACAAGAUUUCCAAGCAAGCUCAGAUCAGCGCCCCCACGCGGCAACUUUUCCCAGGUAAAUUCCCAGAGGACUUUUCAGUCAUGGCGCUGGUACGGGCUAAGAGUGGCUUGCAAGCGUUCCUCUUGUCCAUCUACAACGAGCAAGGAGUCCAGCAGCUCGGGGUGGAGUUGGGACGUUCUCCUGUCUUCCUCUAUGAGGACCAAAAUGGGAAACCAGCUCCUGAAGACUACCCAAUAUUCAGCGGGGUCAAUUUAGCCGAUGGAAAAUGGCACCGUAUAGCUUUAAGUGUACAGAAGAAAUCCAUCACCUUAAUAUUGGACUGUAAGAAGAAGAUUACCAAGCCAUUGCCUCGAGGAAACAAACCCGUUGUGGACACCAAAGGGAUAACAGUGUUUGGGACGCGAAUUCUGGAUGAAGAAUCAUUCGAGGGCGACAUUCAACAACUACUUAUAGCAAACAAUGCUCAGGCAGCUUAUGACUACUGUGAACACUACAGUCCGGACUGCGACUCUGCUCUGCUCAACACUCCUCAAGCCCAGGAUCCUAACACAAGGCAAGAUUAUGCAGAGGAAGAGGUGGAGUAUUAUGAAUAUCCGUACUAUUAUGACAAUAAGGAGGAAGGGACGUCUGCCCCACCUACUGCAAGUGCCCCUGAAGGGGGUGCCGUUGAGCAGAAAAACAAAGCCAAAAAUCCCAAGCCACCGGCCAAGUCGAAGUCAAAGGUGCCUCCUCCUGCAAAGAGUACUGGCAAGGUGAAAAAUGGUGUUGUAGGCAAGGCCCCUGCCAAGCGAAACACCCCAGUGAAAAAUUCUGUGGGCAAAGCACAGCCCAAAAAGAAAAACUUCGCCGCCGCCAAGAGGAGGAACGUGGGGAAUAGUUACCAGCAGGACCCUGCCCAGACCCCUGAACCUGUCUUGACCCCUGAGCCUAUCGUGGUAGAACAGAGUCCAGAUUAUACUGUAUCACCAAAUGAGGAGGAUGUUUAUGAGGUUUGGGAGGAAGAGCUUACUCAAGAAGUUCCAACCAUUCCACAGGAAAAGGAACCUGCUCCUUCUACAGAUGUCAAGGGUAGUGAUUCCUUCAUAGAGGAAUAUGUGACCGGAGAGGAGGAAAAUCCAACAGUCGGGCUGGACUAUGAGUAUGUGUACAAGGACUAUCAUGAGGGUUCGGAGAGUACACACCUGGGUCCAGUCCUCUCUGCAGAGACUCCUGAGAGUGGAGGUGCUAUCAGCGGUCCCCGUGGGAUUAAAGGAGAAAAAGGUGACCCAGCUCACUUGGAAUCGGGUAUGUUUGUCGAGGGUCCACCAGGGCCUGAAGGACCUGCGGGUCAGUCUGGUCCCCCUGGAAUAACAGGCCAUCCCGGACCUGUUGGUGAACCUGGAGAGAGGGGUCCUCCAGGAAGAGCCGGCCUCGCUGGAGCCAAUGGAUUGCCAGGACAGCCCGGUAGCUCCGUUAUGCUUCCUUUCCGGUUUGGAGCCGGCGGUGGUGACAAGGGGCCAGUAGUCGCCGCACAAGAAGCUCAAGCAGCCGCCAUUUUACAGCAGGCCAGGUUGGCUCUGCGUGGGGCUCCUGGACCAAUGGGUUAUACCGGACGCUCAGGAGCCUUGGGCCCACCAGGAAGUCCUGGAUUAAAGGGUGAACAAGGAGAUCUAGGUCCUCAGGGCCAAAGAGGACCACAGGGACUGUCUGGACCUCCCGGAAAAGCAGGAAGAAGAGGUCGCUCUGGUGCUGAUGGAGCUCGUGGUUUGCCUGGUGAAUUUGGCACCAAGGGUGAACGAGGAUUUGAUGGGCUGCCUGGGUUGCCGGGAGAAAAAGGUCAUCGGGGUGAUACUGGAACUCAGGGACCCUUGGGACCACCAGGAGAAGAUGGGGAGAGGGGAGGCGAUGGAGAUGUCGGACAACGUGGACUGCCCGGUGAACCUGGUGUUAGAGGUUUACUCGGACCCAAAGGCCCACCUGGUAUUCCUGGCCCACCCGGUGUGAGAGGUAUGGAUGGAAAUGUGGGACCAAAAGGAAAUCUGGGACCACAAGGUGAGCCUGGCCCUCCAGGACAGCAGGGAACUCCAGGGACACAGGGGCUUUCAGGGCCUCAAGGACCUCAGGGACCUCCAGGAGAGACUGGACCAAAUGGCAAACCUGGCCUUCCUGGAAUCCCUGGCUCUGACGGACCUCCUGGUCAUCCUGGUAAAGAGGGUCCUGGAGGCUUUAAGGGCAACCAAGGUCCAUCUGGUCCACAAGGUCAAAUUGGUUAUCCUGGGCCCCGAGGUGUUAAGGGAGUUGACGGAAUCAGAGGCCUUAAAGGACAUAAGGGUGAAAAGGGUGAAGACGGUUUCCCCGGUUUUAAGGGUGAUUUCGGUGUAAAGGGCGACAAGGGUGAAGGUGGAGUCCCAGGGUCAAGAGGAGAAGAUGGGCCUGAGGGUCCAAAGGGAAGAUCCGGCCCGCCAGGUGAUGCAGGACCCCUUGGAUUGAUUGGUGAGAAGGGCAAACUAGGUGUUCCAGGCCUGCCAGGAUAUCCCGGACGUCAGGGGACGAAGGGAUCUCUCGGUUUCCCAGGAUUCCCAGGAGCCAACGGAGAGAAGGGAGCUCGGGGUCUUUCUGGAAAAUCUGGCCCACGAGGAGAGAGAGGACCCUCAGGUCCGAGAGGACAAAGAGGACCUCGAGGCGCCAGCGGGAAAUCAGGCCCAAAGGGUACAUCUGGAGGAGAUGGUCCUUCUGGCCCACCGGGAGAAAGAGGUCUUCCUGGACCACAAGGCUCUAAUGGGUUCCCUGGGCCUAAAGGACCUCCUGGCCCACCAGGAAAAGAUGGAAUCCCAGGACACCCUGGACAGAGAGGAGAAGUGGGUUUCCAAGGUAAAGUGGGGACUACAGGACCUCCUGGUGUUGUGGGACCACAGGGUUCUCAAGGUGAAUCUGGUCCUAUGGGAGAGAGAGGACACCCUGGCCCCCCAGGACCUCCAGGAGAGCAGGGCUUGGCCGGUCCAUCUGGUAAAGAUGGUACUAAAGGAGAUCCCGGAACAGUCGGUGUUGGUGGAAAGGAUGGUCCCGCUGGUUUAAGAGGAUUUCCAGGAGAGAGAGGCCUGCCCGGUACACCAGGCGGUCCAGGUCUGAAGGGUAAUGAAGGUCCUGCUGGCCCAGCUGGUCCCGCAGGAUCUCCUGGAGAAAGAGGUGGACCAGGCCAAGGUGGACCCAUCGGGCCCCCAGGAAGACCAGGCCCUCAAGGACCUUCAGGCGCUGCCGGAGAAAAGGGUGUUCCCGGUGAGAAAGGCCCCAUUGGCCCUGCGGGUAGAGAUGGAGUGCAGGGGCCUGUGGGUCUUCCUGGACCGGCUGGACCUCCUGGAAUUUCUGGAGAAGACGGAGAUAAGGGUGAAGUUGGUGAACACGGACAGAAAGGAGGCAAGGGUAACAAGGGAGAACAUGGUCCCCCUGGUCCUCCUGGUCCUAUCGGUCCUGUUGGACAGCCAGGUACUCCGGGCGCUGAUGGAGAGCCCGGCCCUCGUGGACAGCAGGGAAUUUUUGGAGCGAAAGGUGAUGAAGGUACAAGAGGUUUCCCAGGUUCUCCGGGACCCAUUGGACUUCAGGGUCUGCCCGGUCCAUCUGGUGAGAAGGGAGAAACUGGCGACGUUGGUCCUAUGGGCCCACCUGGACCACCAGGACCUCGCGGACCAGCAGGACCUAAUGGAGCUGAUGGACCUCAAGGUCCUCCUGGUGGUGUAGGAAACUUGGGACCUCCAGGAGAGAAGGGAGAACCUGGUGAGACAGGAGUGCCUGGUGUCCAAGGAGAAUCGGGACCUAAGGGACCACGAGGAGAUAGAGGUGAAAAGGGAGAAUCUGGGCAACCAGGUGACCCCGGACCCCCAGGAGGAAAGGGACCUACUGGUGAUGAUGGACCUAAAGGAAACCCGGGUCCCGUUGGAUUCCCUGGAGAUCCUGGACCCCCUGGAGAGAUGGGACCCAGAGGACAAGAUGGAGCAAAGGGUGACCGAGGAGAAGAUGGAGAACAAGGAGAAGCUGGAUCUCCUGGUCCUACUGGAGAGAAUGGACCCCCUGGACCAUUAGGGAAAAGAGGUCCUGCCGGUCCUGCUGGUCCUGAAGGUCGUCAGGGAGAAAAAGGAGCUAAGGGAGAGGCUGGUGCUUUAGGUCCUGCUGGUAAGACCGGUGCUGUUGGACCUCAGGGAUCUCAAGGAAAACAAGGACCAGACGGACUUAGAGGCAUCCCCGGAGCUGUGGGUGAACAAGGUCGCCCAGGAGCAACUGGUCAAGCUGGACCCCCUGGACCUGUAGGUCCUCCCGGAUUGCCUGGACUCAAGGGAGAUAAUGGUGCUAAAGGAGAGAAGGGUCAUCCUGGUCUUAUUGGUCUCAUUGGACCAACAGGAGAGCAGGGCGAGAAAGGUGACAGAGGUCUGCCAGGUCCACAUGGUAUAAAUGGACAGAAGGGAGAACCCGGUAUUCCUGGUGUCACAGGUCCUAUUGGUCCAGGAGGUUCUGCCGGUCAACCUGGACCUCAAGGUAUUAAGGGCGCUAAGGGAGCCACGGGACAAUCUGGACCCAAAGGACAGAAGGGUGUACAAGGUCCACCUGGAGCCCCGGGACCUCCAGGGGAAGUCAUCCAGCCACUGCCCUUCCAGAUGCCAAAGAAGAACAAGCGCUCCAUUGACGCAAGUCAGAUCAUGGCGGACGAAACCGUUGCGGAUUAUGCGGACGGCAUGGAAGAAAUCUAUGGGUCCCUCAAUGCUAUUAAGAAAGAUAUCGAGCAAAUGAAGACACCUUUGGGCACAAAGGAACACCCAGCCCGCACAUGCCUGGACCUCCGACUGUGUCAUCCCGAGUUCCCAGACGGUGAAUAUUGGAUCGAUCCAAACCAGGGCUGCACCCGAGACUCUUUCAAGGUCUUCUGUAACUUCACAGCCGGUGGAGAGUCCUGCAUCUACCCCAGCAAGGACAUUGAGAAGGUUAAGAUGUCUCCCUGGAACAAUGAGAAGAGAGAGACCUGGUACAGCAAGUUCAGGAGUGGCCGUAAGUUUUCUUACGUUGACUCGGACAAGAACCCCAUUGGAGUCGUCCAGUUGACCUUCCUUCGCCUGCUGAGUAUCACUGCCCGUCAGAACUUCACCUAUCACUGCCACCGCUCUGCCGCCUGGCACCUGGCCUCUGGUGACAGCUACCAAAAAGCACUACACUUCAUGAGCGCCAACGAUGAGGACCUUUCCUUCCACACAAGUCCUUACAUCAAGGCUCUCAGAGAUGGCUGUUCGAUGAGGAAGGGCACCGACAAGACAGUGCUAGAGAUUCACACCCCACGCGUAGAGCAGCUUCCUUUGAUGGAUGCCAUGUUUAUGGACUUUGGAGAACCAAACCAGAAAUUUGGAUUUGAAGUAGGACCUGUAUGUUUUAUGGGCUGAGGCAAUUCACAAAUAGAGACAACCCCCUACCUAAUUUACCCCCUUCUUAAGAAAAAGGAGAUGUCCUACCCCCCCUUGCCCUUCAUUCCUCUACACCAGUAUUCAAGAAGCUCAGCUGAUGAAGAGCAGAAAGCAAGCCCUUCCAAUGAGGUGGAACAAGAGACCAAAGGCCCCCGGUCAACCCGUGACAAAGAAGACCUAAAGCUGGGUGGAUAUUCUGAUGACCAAAGAAAGAUUUUUUUUUUAUCAUAGACUUUUAGCUAGAAUUAUUUGUGGCUUUUUUAAAGCUAAGAGGUAAAGAUGACCGUCCCAUACCGAAAAAAGAAACGGGCGUAGGCUUCCCAUGUCCUACCAAAUUCAUUUUGUGGACAUAAAGAGCCACUUUUCUUUGCCGAUAAAGAGUCUUCUCUUUCUUAAUGUUUUAUCUCAAGCUCUUAUGUCUCCAAAUGAACACAUGCAGAUUCUUAAAAAAAAAUACAGGACUCUAUUUUUUCUUCUGUGGAUAAAUGAAAAGUUUUAAAUAUUAUUUAAAAAAGAAAUAAUAAUAAUAAAAUUUGUUAUAAAUUUCCCUUCUGCCUUGCACACAACAUGGGAAAAUAGUAAUAGAAACAGAUGUCCUGACCAGAUGAUCGUAAAUCUGUGAACCGGUUUUUACUAUGGUGCUCGGAGUAAAGCUUAUGUUUUGUCCAACAAGAUUAUAAAAAAAAAAAUCUCACAGGUGCUCAGAGUAUUACUGUGUAAUGUUUGUAAGUAUUUUUUGUAUUGUAAUAUAUAAUCUAUAAUUUUGCUGCUUUUUAUUUUUAUUUGUUUUUUUUUUGUUUCGUAUUCUUGCGCAUGUCUAUACAUGGACUUCCUGCCGGCCACUGUCCACUUCCUGCCGCCUCUCUCCACUGUGUCCCCUUAGAGCUGUUACAUCCAGUUCCUGUUCUCCGAUCUGCUCUGUGUCUAUAGUUUCCUCUUUUAUUUAAAUAAAUAAUGUGCAAAAGGUGAAAUCCA